Malaya genurostris is the source of this 967-nucleotide messenger RNA. RefSeq names its product sodium channel protein Nach-like. The transcript has 7 exons. Gene Ontology annotation, cellular component: membrane. Gene Ontology annotation, molecular function: ligand-gated sodium channel activity. The coding region runs from base 66 to 743 and encodes 225 amino acids. The record is from RefSeq and is a predicted model, not a curated record. Gene Ontology annotation, biological process: sodium ion transmembrane transport. Lineage: Eukaryota; Metazoa; Arthropoda; Insecta; Diptera; Culicidae.
AUCUAGCUGAGCCCGCCAAUGUUGGAAAGCCAAUUUCCUGUGUGUUCUCGAAAUAUCAAUGUUACAUGAAAAUUGAUACAUAUGAAACUACAUUUUCUUACACAAUUCACUCCCCCUAUGAUCUGGCCAUAAGUGAUUCUAAAUUCGCAGAGAUAGGAGAAACCGAUGAGAUCGUGAUAUCGUACAUGGUGCAAGAGACCGUCUCCAGUGACUUGAUUAGAAGUUUAACGGUGAAUCAACGCAAUUGUAUCUUUUUUGAUGAACAUCAUGCAGGACACGAGUUUUACAGUUACAAUCUAUGUUUGAUGCGUUGCCGAGCCACCCGAGCAUUCAAACUAUGUCGUUGUGUUCCGCAUUUCUAUCCCUUCAUUGAUGGCCCCAAAUGCAAAGUUGAUGACUUGCUCUGCCUAUCGAAGGACUUGCGAUGGCACGAAAAGAAGUUCUGUAAAUGUCUGAAACCAUGUAACGAAAUAGUAUAUGUACCAGUUCACAUUAGCAAAACCACGUGGGUUACCGAGGAUGGGCUACCUUUCAAACAAAAGUCAACAGUUCGUUGGGAAUUAUUGCAACCGAAAACUCGAUUUAGGAGAAGAGUUUUGUUUAGUUUCGAGGAUCUGCUUGUUUCAUUUGGAGGAGGUAUAUCUUUAUUCACCGGAAAAUGUCUUCUAACAUUUGCCCAAAGCAUGGAGUUGGUGCUAACGUUUAUGUUUCAUAAAAUAUUGCGUUUGUUAAAUCUAAUAUAAUCAGCAGAGGGAUUCUGUUUUCUGUGAUUAAAAUUUGAAAUUGAAAUAUUCUAGACACAGACAUCAAUACGAUUCGGUGUACAUCCAAUGCGGUGUUCGCAAGGUACCCAACUUUUUCACUAGAUUCCAAGAUUAAACCUGAAAUUGAAACUGAACACACAGAAUUCAACAACUGAGUAAAUAUAAAUUACUAUUGAAUAGUUAUAAUUCACCUCUCAACGUAU